This is a messenger RNA of Psilocybe cubensis, 1245 nucleotides long. RefSeq lists its product as uncharacterized. Lineage: Eukaryota; Fungi; Basidiomycota; Agaricomycetes; Agaricales; Agrocybaceae. Gene Ontology annotation, biological process: DNA replication-dependent chromatin assembly; CENP-A containing chromatin assembly. The record is from RefSeq and is a predicted model, not a curated record. The transcript has 5 exons. Gene Ontology annotation, molecular function: histone binding. Gene Ontology annotation, cellular component: nucleoplasm. Bases 1 to 1245 code for a protein of 414 amino acids.
AUGUAUAUUGAUAGAUCAACGAAAACGAACGCCUCGGAAUCUACUUCGGCCACUGUCACAGUAGAAAGCUCAGUAGAGCAUGCAAAACGCGCGUUUGCAUUGAAAAAAUACGAGCAAGCUAUCGAUCACUAUGCCACUGCCCUUGAACUCGCUACCAAACAGCUCGGCGAGGACGCACCUGAAGUCGCAGACCUCUACUUCGCUUACGGAAAAGCUCUUCUGGAGAACGCAAUUGCCCAGAGUACUGUGUUAGGGAAGGAACAGCCAGAGGAGGCAAUCGAAGAGCAGAACAAAGCUUCAGGCUCUGGAUCAAACAAAAAUGGCCCUAUUCUAUCAUUUUCGGGAGAUGCGGAUGAUGCAGGAGAUGACGAAGACCACCCUAUUGACCUUUUUGGAAAGGCAGCUGCAGGACAGGAUGAAGAAGAAGAAGAAGAAGGAGAUGAAGAGGAUGAUGGAGAGCCUGAAGACGACUUUAAUGCUGCAUGGGAAGUGCUUGAUCUCGCUCGUGCCAUCUAUGACAAGCAAAAGAAUGAUGAAGACGACGAUGAAGUAAAGCUCAAGUUGGCCGAUACCUACAUCGCACUCGGAGAUGUAUCGCUAGAGACCGAGAAGUUUGACCAGGCAAUUUCAGAUUAUGAGGCCGGUCUCGAACUGAAGGUUGCCCUGUUGCCCGGUUCAUCUCGCCAGAUUGCGGAAGCCCAUUAUAAACUGAGUAUGGUCUUGGAUUUGACGUCUGGUCGUUUGUCCGAUGCUAUCGCGCACGCCGAAAAGGCGCAACAGAGCGUGGAGGACAGGCUGGUAGAACUUAAGAACGGUUUGGCAGGCACGCUCCCUCCUCUGCCAGAAGAAACCCUCGACUCCAAAGGAAAAGGCAAAUCUUCGCAAAAACGUCUCAUUCGCGAUGAUUAUGUCCAGAAGAUGACGACUUCGCAUAUUGAAAGCGAGAUCAAAGAGUUGUCUGGAUUGAGGGAUGAUUUGGCACUCAAAGUGGAAGAAUUGAAGACUUCGCCGAACGAAUCCUUAUCGGCUUCUGCUCCUGCUUUGGCGGCGCAACAGUUGGACCGAGAACUCAACGGUACAUCAUCGUCAUCUGCACCCAUUGUCGUCAAUGACUUGAGUUCAAUGGUCAAGAAAAAGAAGAAAGCUCCCGUGGAGGAUGUCGCUGCUACAAAGCGCAAAGCUGAGAGCGAGCCGGAGCCACUUAAUGUCGAUAAAAAGGCUAGGUUAGAAGAACCAAGCUCAUGA